UGAGCUGAGAAGCUGGUGAAUCUUACAUGGAAUGCCUAUAGCUGCUUAUCCUGAUCAGUAGUAGCCCAGAUGAAAUAAACAUGUCCUAAGAUGGAAAUUGAUACAAAGAAUGAGCCACUCUACAGAAAACAGUUCAUCCCAAAUUUGUUAGUGUCUUGGUGGUUUGAUGGGUCUCGCUUUCUGUGUCUCCAAACCAAAGCCAUCUUUCUACCAAAGCAAUAAAGGGACGGUGCACAAUCUGACUACAGAAUGCUAUUUCCAAAGAAGUGAGCUGCAAAGAAAGGACUCAUGAAUUUUGAUCACGGGGGCUUGGAGAGCAUCUCUGAUGUCUGCUCCAAUGAGGACCUUCCUGAGGUAGAGUUGGUGAGCAUGCUAGAAGAACAGUUGCCAGAUUACAAGUUACGAGUGGACUCUCUGUAUCUGUAUGAAAAUCAAGACUGGAUUCAGUCUCCAGCCCGCCAUGGCCAUCUUCCUAAAAUCACUUCUCCUGCUCAUGAUGAGGAGCCCUUCCAUUACAUGACUCUUCUUGAACUUCCUUCCUCCUCCUUGGCUGGAUCUCACAAAUUUGAACAAGUUGUUGGCACAGAUAAUAUGGAGCAGAAAACCUACGGUGAUGCUGACGUGAUUAAACAUGUGAUAGCUGAGAAAGAUCGGGAUUUGGAGCUGGCAGCUCGAAUUGGACAAGCUCUUCUUAAGAGAAACCAUCUGUUGACAGAACAGAACGAAGCACUAGAAGAACAACUAGGACAAACUCUAGAUCGAGUUAACCAGCUGCAGCAUGAACUGUCAAAGAAGGAUGACCUUCUUCGUGUUGUUUCGAUUGCUUCUGAGGAGAGUGAAACAGAUUCCAGCUGUUCCACUCCGCUUCGUUUCAAUGAGUCUUUCAAUGUAUCACAUGAUCUGUUGCAACUGGAUGUCUUGCAAGAUAAGCUCAGAGAGCUGGAAGAGGAGAACCUUGCUCUCCGAUCGAAGGCUUGCCACCUGAAGACAGAAACCAUUACAUAUGAAGAGAAGGAACAGCAGCUGGUCAAUGACUGUGUCAAGGAGCUCCGACAAACAAAUGCUCACAUUUCCAGAAUAACAGAGGAGUUGUCAGAGAAGAGUGAGGAGGUGGUUCGCUACCAGGAGGAGAUCUCAUCCCUCUUGUCUCAGAUUGUUGAUCUUCAACAUAAACUCAAAGAACACGUGAUUGAAAAGGAGGAGCUGAAGCUUCACUUACAGGCUUCCAAAGAUGCUCAGAGGCAACUGACAGCAGAGCUACAUGAGUUGCAGGAUCGGAAUGCAGAGUGUCUGGGGAUGUUGCACGAAUCGCAAGAAGAAGUGAAGUUGCUGCGCAGCAAAGCUAGUGCUGUUGCUUGUCUCUGCCACCCCCAGUCAUGUGGAGCAUUUCCUGUGGAUUCCCUUGCAGCAGAAAUUGAAGGGACAAUGCGGAGGGAGUUGAGUCAGGGUGAUGAAUCUGUUCUCUCCAAGCAAAAGAGUCAACAGAAACGAGUGUUUGACACUGUCAAGGUUGCUAACGUCACUCGUGGCCGCUGCUUUUCCUUUCCUGCCCCAUUGCCAAUCCCUGGAUCUAAUCGGUCAAGUGUUGUUAUGACAGCAAAGCCCUUCCAGUCUGGUGUGUGCCAUGUGGAGAGUCGUGCAUGGAGCAGCUCUGAGAAGAACUUGAAAGACACUCAUAGUCCUGGCCAGCUGGGAAGCCUUGGAGACGAUGAUUUAGUUGCAGCUCUGCACAGGCUUUCCCUCCGUCGUCAGAACUACCUCAGUGAGAAGCAGUUCUUUGAAGAGGAAUGGGAGCGAAAAAUGCAUUCACUGGCUGAGCAGAAAGAAGGGGCUAGCAGCUGCAGUACACCGACGGAAAGCUGUUUCUCCCUGGGUACACACUCAGAAUUCACUGAUCUCUCUGCCAGCUCUAGCAAUCUACGUGUCCUCCUACCGGAAAAAUUGCAAAUUGUUAAACCCAUUGAAGGAUCUCAGACCCUUUUUCAUUGGCAGCAGCUUGCUCAGCCAAACCUAGGCACUAUUCUUGACCCAAGACCAGGUGUUGUUACAAAGGGUUUUACUCCUCUAUCUGAUGAUGCUGUGCACCACAUCUCUGACUUGGAAGAGGAUGAUGAAGAAGAAGGUGAAGGAGGUAUUACAUUUCAAGUGCAAAUGUCCUUCCCAGAGGAAAAGAAAUGUACAGUGGCACAGCCAGUGGCAGGGAUUUUCCUACCAGCUGUCACUUCAGCAGCAGUACCACUCACUGCCUCAAAUCCAGGGAAGUGCCUGUCUUCCACAAAUUCCACAUUUACUUUCACUACCUGUAGAAUCCUUCACCCAUCUGAUGUCACUCAAGUAACUUCCAGCUCCAUGGGUGCCCCAUCUUCAUUUGGAAACAGUGGUAGCAGUAUUGGAAACACAGCGGUGAGCACUUCAGCUCUGUCUUACCGACUCAGUACUGGAGAAUUUCUCACCAACAGAAGAGAUUCAACUACUACCUUCAGCAGCACAAGCAGUCUGGCCAAACUGCUGCAAGAACGAGGCAUCUCUGCCAAGGUUUACGAUAGCCCCAUGUUAGAAAAACUGCCUUUGCUGCAGCACCCUCGAACUCUCCCUAUUCCUUCUACUCCACCGAAUUCUCCUUUGCCUUCACCUUGUCCUUCCCCUCCACCAUUUGAGCCUCGAGUGCAUCACUCAGAAAAUUUCCUGGCUUCUCGUCCAGCAGAAACAUUCUUGCAAGAAAUGUAUGGCCUAAAGCCGUCCCGUAACACUCCAGAUGUAGGCCAAAUGAAGAUGAACCUAGUGGACAGACUGAAGAGGCUGGGUAUUGCCAGGGUGAUCAAGCCCCCCGAGACACAGGACCACAGCAAGAAUCAGGGGCCAGAAAUUAGCUUGCAGAGGAAGGACUCAGCUGUGUUUCUAAAUGCAGGUAGCAACUUGAUGGCAGGCGAGAAGAAACCACAGUCUUCCAGUCAUGAUUGGAGCAUUAGGAGCUCCAGUUUGCAUACAGUCAUCAAAAAUAGAUACCUUGAAGGAGGACUGACUGCUCUGAAAAACAAUUGGCGUCUAGCAUAAAACAUACAUGAGGGAUAAACAUCCAGUAGAGGCAUCAUUAGAUGUGUCACAGGAGAGUUGCAGAAGGCAGGAGCAUGUUAAAGAUGUGGGAGAGAGAAGUGUCGGGAUGAAGGAAGAAAAGACCAUUGCUUGGGUCUAAUGAAGAAGGCUUUUGUGGCAGACAAGAAGAAACCAAAGCUUAGUUUUGACAGCCCCUUUAGCAUCUGUCUGAACUGAAGCAAAAAUAAAAGGCCAUUGUAGACAUUCUCAGCAUUUCAACCUUUUAACC
This is a messenger RNA of Dryobates pubescens (Downy woodpecker), 3322 nucleotides long. It is a transcript of the gene TRAK2, whose product is annotated as trafficking kinesin protein 2. Lineage: Eukaryota; Metazoa; Chordata; Aves; Piciformes; Picidae. Gene Ontology annotation, molecular function: GABA receptor binding. Gene Ontology annotation, cellular component: dendrite. The record is from RefSeq and is a predicted model, not a curated record. Gene Ontology annotation, biological process: anterograde axonal transport of mitochondrion; neurogenesis.